AUGGAUUCAAAACAAGGAAAUGAAAAUGCGGCUAAGGUAAACAGAAGAUUACUAUACAACGCUGUAGUAUCCCGUAACAUAGAACAGGUUAAGAUUCUAAUAAAUAGAGGAGUUUCUUUAAAUACUAUAUUAGACGGUGACAUUACACCGUUAUGUUUAGCUAUUAAAACCGAUAACAUUGAACUAUCAAAAUAUCUGUUAGACAAAGGAGCAGAUAUUAAUUAUAGCUUCGGUGGCAAAAUGCCUUUGCAUUUAGCAAUUACUUAUAGUAGUUUUGAUUUUGUCAAAUAUUUAGUAGAUAAAAGUGCCAACAUCAAUGCUAUUAUUAGUAAAAAAACUCCAUUGCACGUAGCUAUUUCAGAAGGAAACGAUGAAAUUAUUAAAUAUCUAUUGGAUAAAGGUGCUAAUAUAAAUCCUAUUUGUAUUAAUUGUGCUAUCAAAUCACCAUUACAUCUUGCUGUGCGUCUUCGAAAUUUGAAUAUUAUCAAAUAUCUGAUAGAUAGAGGCGCUAAUAUUAAUUUUGCUUCUGAAAAUAAAACUCCUAUACAUUUAGCAGUGGAGCGUAAUAAUAUAAAAUUACUAAAACAAUUGCUAUCUAAGGGCGCUAGUUUAAACUUCGUUGAUAACAAUCAAUCACCAUUGCAUUUAGCAAUUAACAAUAAUAAUCAAAAUAGUAAAGCUUUUAUUAAACAAGCGUCUCUUCGUAAUAAUAACAACAAGAUAGUUAAAUUGUUGUUAAAGAAUGGUGCUGACAUUGAUGCCUUUUGCGACAACAAAACGUCACUAAAUUUAGCAAUCAUUCACAAAAACUUAAAAUCAGUUCGAGAUUUGGUUCACAGAGGCGCUAAUGUGAAUCUUAUUUCUAAUGAGAAUGGUGCUGAUCUGACUGCUAUUUGUGACCGUGAAAUUCUACUUGGUGUGGCCGCUUGUAGAAACCCGUUCGAAAUAGCUCAAUAUUUGUUAGAAAAACUUCUACCAGUGACAAAAGAUCGUUUAUUCCUGAGGCCGCUGAUCAUUACAUGUUGCAAGCAGUCAGAAGCUUGUCAAAUAACCAUACGGAUGUGA
Molecule: messenger RNA, 1065 nt
Organism: Cotesia glomerata
Lineage: Eukaryota; Metazoa; Arthropoda; Insecta; Hymenoptera; Braconidae
Product: putative ankyrin repeat protein RF_0381
Exons: 4
Coding region: 1-1065 (354 amino acids)
Cellular component (GO): nucleus; cytoplasm
Molecular function (GO): protein binding
Source: RefSeq, a predicted model, not a curated record